Oryza sativa Japonica Group (Japanese rice) is the source of this 363-nucleotide messenger RNA. The record is from RefSeq and is a predicted model, not a curated record. Lineage: Eukaryota; Viridiplantae; Streptophyta; Magnoliopsida; Poales; Poaceae.
AUGGCUAGAUCUAGGCAUAAAGGUCACACCAGUAAGCCGCUGCCCCUAGGACCACCACUGCCGGUGAGCAUACCUUUGUCCUUCGUCGCCAUCUUCACCAUCGCGACGAAGGGGACAGGCCACACGCAGAGGAAUCCGCCGUGGCGCUGCCAACUGCCUAGCAGCGGCAUGCCACCUGCCGUCCCCUACUACCCUGAGGCCAUCGCCACUCCCCCGCUGACGCCGUCCAUCUGCCGCUUCCAUCACCACCGCGCCGCCCCACCAGAAGGAGCCAACACCACCGCUUCACCAGCCAUAGCCAGCGCCACCGGCCCACCGCCCACCUCCAACAGCGUUGCCGCCACUCUGCCACUAGGAGAGUGA